UGUAUACAUGCAAAAGCAUGGCGGAGUGUUUUGACUGUACUUACACCGGUGGUGACAAUAUAGGUGUCAAGCACACUUAAAGCAGUAAAGCCAACAGCUGGAUAUAUUAACAGAUAAAAAAACUGUCGGAAAUACUGUAAAUUGACAAUGGGGGCGGGUGCCUCAAAGGACGAAGUCGAAAUCCCCACCAGUGCCUCCACAACCAGAGACACGACCAACAGAGACAAUAAAAGCAAUGGAAGUGGUUCCGCGCACCCCUCAAAACCGUCCACCCCUGCGCCUCCCGCGUCUGCCAAGUCUGGGGUUAAGGGGACCUCGGGGAGGCCAGACUCGAAAGGAUGGCAGAAGGUGCAGACAUACACUCGUGCAAUGUCAGGGAUUACUGGGAAAAGAUUCAGGACUCAAGCCCUGGAACAUAACAAGGUUCACAUCACCAGGACAGGCUUCAGCCAGGCCAAUGUCACCAUAGAGGAAGGACAGGCAGUACUCUGGACCUGGAAUGAACCUGGAGGACCGGGAUUUAAUGUUACACAGGUUAUCCACAAUGGUGCAGAGUUUAUACCCGUGAAGGGGGGUUUCACCAGCGGAGAAGUCACAAAGAGGGGACCCUUUGAACAAGUGUUCAACUUGGAGGGGGAAUAUAAGUUUGUAAGUGCCGGCCUGAGGACCACUCCUCUGACCAUCACGGUCAAGCCGAGGUCAGACUACCAGGCCGAAGUGACCGAUGAGGGAUUUAUGCCAAAGAUAAUCAGGAUCAAUGAAGGCCGCACUGUAAAAUGGAACUGGAAGACAUGUAAUAUACCACACUCUGUUUGGGAAGUGAAAUACUGCGCCAAACACUGUGCUUUCUCCAAAGUGGAGAAAACUGGAAAAACAUUGGCGGUUCCUACUGGCUCUUAUAGGCAGGAAUUCAGGCAUCCAGGGUUGUAUUAUUUCCAGACCCAGGGAGCAUCUCUUGGGGAGCAUCACUUGUGUGUUGUACAUGUCAAACAAUCACAGAGAGAUCACAAAGUAGAAAUCCUGGACAGGACCUUCAGCCCCAUGAUCUUGAUGAUCGACGAGGGGGACAGGGUGUGGUUCCACUGGGACAAGUUUAAGUGCAAGAAACUGCAUGCUCCCUAUCAGAUAGAGGAGCCCAGUAUAGACCAAAGACCAGAUGAAGAUUACAAAGCUGCUAAGGACGGUUUCUUCUGGCUCAACCCCAGCAGGGCAGGGUUAAUGGCUUGUGAGUUCCCAGAGACGGGGAUUUUUUUCUUCUCUGACAGAAAUACAGAGAUGGCUGCCGAGUAUGUGGGCACCAUCAUAGUCAGACCUAAACAGAGGGAACACUUUGUAGAGGUCACGCCUGAUGGUUUUUACCCAGACCUGCUGAUCACAAGAACUGGUGACCGUAUAUGGUGGCACUGGCAGAUGGCAGACAUGGUGCACCCUUUCAGUAUCGUAGAGCUGGAGAAGUGUAUUACACCACCUAAUGAGCCUCAUCCUAAUGAUUUGGAUUGCCAAAACAAAUGCAAGAAACUAGAUGACUUGUUCACCAAGGUUUGCAGUUUUGUGCAGACAAAUACAAUACAGCUUAACUCCAUAGGUGUACAGCAUUACCGCAUCUCAGAUAGCGAGCAGACGUUUUCUGUUGUAACCAAUCCUGGACCAAGGAAUCACACAAUUCAAGUCUUAGACAACAAAUUUGACAAAAUGGUCCUGACGGUCCACCCGUUUGACCGGGUUUGGUGGGUGUGGCAGACGGGCAAAAAGCAACACAACAUCAUCCAAGUGACCCACACUGGUCAACCUCUUAAGGGGGGCUUCUGUAGUGGACAUGCCCGCGACUGUCCGUCUGCUUAUGUUUACCAGUUUAAGGAACCCGGCGUGUACUACUAUGUCAGUAGCAACAUUGCUGAUGUAUUUGGUGCUGUUAUUGUGUCUUCACAACCAAGGGUGCGACAAGUCCAAGUGAGCAACUCGGCCAUUAACCCAGACCCUAUGACCAUCUCUCCAUACGACAUUGUCUGCUGGGUCUUCAGCAAGGGAUUCAAGUCACAUGACAUCCACGAGGUUAAGAGUGCAGACGACGUCAUUGUCGCAAAAGGUCGGGAGGAUAAAAUGCAAUUGAUUCCAAGGCCAGCUAUGAACAAAGUCUUCGUCACAAUGGGAGUGCACCAUUUCUACAGCAAGUCAUUUGCAAAGAGAGCCAAAUCAGAAUCUGGCAAGAAGGAAGAGGACAGGCUGAGCAGUAUCCUGGUGGACGAAAGCAGUGAUAGUGCUAUUGUCAGACUGGACAAACGUGGCUUCCAUCCCAACUCUAUAGCAAUACCUCAAGGCCACAGUAUCUUGUGGACGUGGAAAGAUGCAGAGGAGGAAGAGGAACACAACAUCAUCCAUGUAAACCCUCCAGACAGUGAUAGCCCACUCAGUGUAAUACAUGGAACUAAGUCAUUCAACAGUGGGCGCCCUGUGAAAAAGAACAGUUUUCUGUACACAUUUGACAAUGCUGGGACAUUCUGUGUGGCUUCCCAGGGUGCACCAGGGUUUGCUGGGGUUAUCAGGGUGCUACAGUCUGAUGCUGACAGAUGCGAUCCACCCCACAUCACCUCAGGCGGAGAAGGUGGCCAUAUUGAAAAGUUCCACAAGCUGCAGCUGGCCAGUAAUUCAGCUAGUGCUAAAAUAUAUUACACCACUGAUGGGACUUCACCACUACCUCAUAACAAGGCAUCAAAGUUGUACAACCCAGAGAAGGGUGUAUCUAUGAAGGAUGCUGGUUUAAUGUUUCUCAGAGCUGUGGCAGUCAGUGAUGACAUGCUGCCCAGUGAAAUCUAUACCUCAAGGAGGUUCUGGGUGUUGUCACAAGAGGUCUCUGGAGGCGAGGAAUCAGACAGCGACACAGAACUCCCAGAUGUGAGGAAAUUUCAGCUGUGGAACACAUGUAACCCGUCCAUCAAGGGCUGCUUCACAGGCCCAGGGACCAUGGAGGUAUUCUGGGAGAAACCAGAGGAAGAGGCCGUGGAGCUCAUCAGGGGGUAUCAGAUCUUAUUCAAUGGGGUCUCAUACUGUGAGGUGUUUCCCCCUGUCCACAGUAGUGUCAGUGUGGCCGGUCUGGCAGGAGGAAGAAGCUAUGAAAUCACACUGGAAGUUUACCCCAAGGAUCCCAUGUUUCUACCACACAGAUCAGAGCCUCUGAUCAUGAACUGCCCAGUGACCACAGAGAUGGGUGGUCCAGUGAUCUCCUUGGAGAUGACUACUAACAGGGACUCUAUGGCAAUAGUGUGGCGGUCAAUCUCUACUGCCCAUCAGCACAUCUCUGGCUACAUGGUGUACCUCAAUGGGCAGCAGUGUGGUAGCAAGGUUGUCCCCAGCAAAGACAGCAACAGGUGCAAAGUUGUCAUUGAUGGCUGUCGUCUGGAUGUCAUAUACAAAGUGGUGGUGGCUGCCCUACCUUCAGAUGGCAGCAAAUUAAAGCCCAAGAUGUCCAAUCAGCUGGAGGUGUCUCUGCCACUGGAUAACGCCAGCGUGGUCUUGCCAGAGCCUCAGUUUAGAUCUGAAGAUGAGGAUAUAUACAAGGAAUACAUUGAAGUCCGUGAAGGAUCUGGUUACUUGGCCCGAGGAGAAGACGAGAAAAAGCACCAAAAAGGCAAUGCUUCUGCACAUCGUUCACGGCCCGUUUCUCCAACUGUGGCCUCUUAUAACACACCUGCACAUUUCACUGCUGUGGAUAUCAUAUAUCCCGAUAUGCCAGCCAAUAGGGAUAGUGGGAUUGCAUCACCUGAUUGCAGUUCAGCCAAUCAUGACUCACCACUGCUUAAAUCAGCUGACCUUGAAUUGACCAAUAAUCUUGCAGGGAAACUUGAGGAAGGAGAAACAGAUGAAUUGCAAGGAGCACAUGAAAUUGAAGAAGAGGAAGAGGAAUAUGACCAAACUGCGAUUUUAGAGCCAAGAGAAAGAGGUCUGACACCAAUCACAGAGAAAUCGACGCCUGAGCCUACCAUAGUUGAAGUUGAGGCCGAGAUAGAAACAGAUCGCAGUGAAGUAAUUCACGGAGGAAGCGUUGUGCAGGAGCCGCAGGAAGCACUAGGCGCAGUCACACAUGUAGGUGAAACUUCUCAUGUGGGACAAGUUCCUACGUCAAAUGCUGUAUCACGUGACAAGCAUGUUAAGCGUAAUGCAUUAGCAUCACUCCUACUUAAUGCAGUUCAGACGCAUAAAAUACAGGCUUCAUCUGGGGUUGAAAAUCAAAGUCAGGUAUCCCAGAAUGCAUUGCAGCAGGAUGUGACCUAUGACCCAGAGCACAGUGGGUAUGCCAGUCAAUCAGGUUACAUGCCCUCUGAUAAUGAUGAAGCCUUUCAGCAAGAUCAGCAGCAUGUUAGUGUAAGCGUUGCUGGAGAAAACCCAGUUUCUGAUGAUUAUAGUAAAACUAAUUCUGAAACGCACAAGAAAAUGUUAGCUACUAGUGAAUUGUUGUCUCACUAUCCACAUUUGCCAAAUUUGAAACAAAAUGGCCAUGGUGGCGAUGUGGAGGAAGAGGAUGAGUNUUGUCUGACACCAAUCACAGAGAAAUCGACGCCUGAGCCUACCAUAGUUGAAGUUGAGGCCGAGAUAGAAACAGAUCGCAGUGAAGUAAUUCACGGAGGAAGCGUUGUGCAGGAGCCGCAGGAAGCACUAGGCGCAGUCACACAUGUAGGUGAAACUUCUCAUGUGGGACAAGUUCCUACGUCAAAUGCUGUAUCACGUGACAAGCAUGUUAAGCGUAAUGCAUUAGCAUCACUCCUACUUAAUGCAGUUCAGUCGCAUAAAAUACAGGCUUCAUCUGGGGUUGAAAAUCAAAGUCAGGUAUCCCAGAAUGCAUUGCAGCAGGAUGUGACCUAUGACCCAGAGCACAGUGGGUAUGCCAGUCAAUCAGGUUACAUGCCCUCUGAUAAUGAUGAAGCCUUUCAGCAAGAUCAGCAGCAUGUUAGCGUAAGCGUUGCUGGAGAAAACCCAGUUUCUGAUGAUUAUAGUAAAACUAAUUCUGAAACGCACAAGAAAAUGUUAGCUACUAGUGAAUUGUUGUCUCACUAUCCACAUUUGCCAAAUUUGAAACAAAAUGGCCAUGGUGGCGAUGUGGAGGAAGAGGAAGAGUUUUUUGAAAUUGAUGCAACCCAAGGACCAUGGCAAAAUAAAAUGAAAAUUACAGCAAGGGCCAUGAUGACGGGGGUGCUCAGAGACGCCCCAGGGCUUAUGACGCCCAUGCAGUCAAAGCGCAAGCUGCCUGUGCCAACGCAGGAUGCCACGCAUGUCGAGGUGCCGAUACGGGACGAUGCUCAGCCAGGAAAAUCAAAGAAAAAAUCCAUCAAACCAAAGCCACCAGUAGCUCCAAAAUCAACAAGUCAGCGUCAACAGAUGAUACAGCAAAUGCUGCCCCAAACUCCUCAGCAGGAGUCGGCCAUUGUUGAGGUACAUGACACAGCAGAAAUGGAGGUGGAACAGGAGGAGGAAGAGGAAGAAGAUGAGGAGAGGGAAAAACCCACUGUGACUGCUGCUGCAUCAGCAGCUGCUGUGCUGGGAACAGCAUCAGUCAUUGCAAAUCAGGAGGAGUACGACUACGUCCUCCCCCCUCCCAAAGUGAAGAUCGAGCAUCAGCCGGCCAGUCGAGGUGAGCUGGUCAGUUGGGAGCUCGAGCAGGAGCCUGACCCUCAGUAUAGGAUCCAAGUGUUUGUGGUCAAUGUCCUGGGGGUCAAGUUUGCCAAGGGGGUCAACAGUGACAUCAGUUACGAGAUCCUUGAGAAGGAUGAGAAUGGCAUGGAUGUUCAGAUAGUUCAGCAUAGCUGGAAUGUCACCACUGGUACCAGCUGUUUAAUACGGGGACUGCUCAGUAAUAUGUCUUACAGGGUUUUUGUGGUAGCUAACUACAUAUUUGAUGAUGGGAAGGACACAAUAGAGUACCAGUCUAAGUCUGCGGUGAUCAGCUACUCCACUCUCAGCGCCCCGCAGCAAGCCAGGCUCAAACCUGUCAGUGUGGACUUCUAUUCGGCCACACUGGAGUGGACCCCAGGGGUGUGUCAUGAUGGAGUACAGAUUGCUGGCUAUCAGGUGGUGGUGGACGGGAAGAAACUGGGCUCUCUCCUCAGCAAGGACACCAAGAGGACUACACUGGAUAAACUGCAGCCAGGUAAAACCUUGAAAGUAUGGAUAGUAACCAGAACAAAGCACCCAGCAGGCAACAGUCCUCCUUCCAACACUGUGUAUGUGUCUUGUCCAAUGAGACCUCAGCCACCUGCUGUAUACCAUCAGCCAUCUUUUAAGAGAGGCUGCGUGGUGAUUGGCUGGACCAGACCCCCCAUGGAGCACUGUAGGACUAAAGAAGAGGAUAUUUCGUGGUAUAGCAUUUUUGUUGAUGACCAAUACCAUGGAGAGGUGAAGGCCAACCCCGCAUCAAAUAAAAAUGGCUACCAGUAUUAUCUCACUGAUCUGCGCCCUGGGCAGAUAUAUGAUGUUUAUGUCAGGGCCUAUGCUGGUGUUAAGAAAGUGCAGACAUUCCUAGAGAGUAUGUACGCACUGGUGGAGAGUGAGCCGUCCAACAUUAUCCCCGUGAUGUGUGCCGCGCCCCCUAAAGCUCCUCAGCUCAAGAUCGAAGGGUUGCACUUCGAGGGAGUUGAUGUCACCUGGGACAAACCACAACAGUAUGGGGACGCCAUUGUGUCUGGCUAUCAACUGUUCAAAGAUGGUAAACUGUAUGGCUCAGUGAUACCCCCAGAUGUGCACACUCUUAGGGUCAGGGAUGUCUCUCUGGGGGACAAGGUCACCCUGCAGCUCAGGGCUCUCACUGAGCACCCCGUGGGCCGCAUGGAGAAGAAGAGCCCAGAUCUUGGGAUCUCCAUGCCACUUAAUGAUGGAGACUCAGGGAUUGAUGGCUCUAGUCAUAUUGAUGAGAAAGAACAUGGCAGCUAUGGAGAGAAAUACACAUCAUGUAAACUUGGUCCAAAGCUGGUUGUCCACUACACUGGACUUGUCCAAGCACCCACUAAGGUCUGGUGUGAACACGUUACUGGACACUCCGCCAUGAUUGUCUGGAAUAAAGCUGAGCAGCCUAAGGCUCACUUUGUCUCCCCAGACAUGUAUCAAGUGACAUGGUGGCCUGGGAUAAAACCAGAGGAAAAUAUUGUCAGCCAGUCUACAAAAGGUAAUUAA
Messenger RNA from Lingula anatina, 7158 nucleotides. RefSeq lists its product as uncharacterized. NCBI's taxonomy places the organism in Eukaryota, Metazoa, Brachiopoda, Lingulata, Lingulida, Lingulidae. The record is from RefSeq and is a predicted model, not a curated record. Gene Ontology annotation, molecular function: protein binding.